Bipolaris sorokiniana ND90Pr is the source of this 270-nucleotide messenger RNA. RefSeq lists its product as uncharacterized. Bases 1 to 270 code for a protein of 89 amino acids. NCBI's taxonomy places the organism in Eukaryota, Fungi, Ascomycota, Dothideomycetes, Pleosporales, Pleosporaceae. The transcript has 2 exons. The record is from RefSeq and is a predicted model, not a curated record.
AUGCCUGCUCUCCAGGUUCUCUUACAGAAUCACAUGCUCGACCACUUAUAUGUGGAAGAAGUUAGCUUUGCCGAUGGCAAUAUUGAUCUCGCGCUCCUGAUGAAGCAACUUGCACACCGAUACCCGCGUAUGAAUAUUGCUGGAAUCGGAGCUGGAACAGGUGGCUUCUUUGAGCCAGCAGGGGCAAAAUUCAGCCAACAUGCUGGAAAAGCCUCAUUCAAGAUGCUGAACAUUGGAAAAGAUCCAACUGAGCAAGGAUACGAGCGCUGA